Molecule: messenger RNA, 526 nt
Organism: Effrenium voratum
Lineage: Eukaryota; Dinophyceae; Suessiales; Symbiodiniaceae
Source: the annotation of a GenBank genome assembly
AGGGAUCAGAUCUGGUGCAAAGGAAAACUCCAGCCAUGGCGCCCAAGAAGGGAGACAAGAAGGAGAAGGCGGAGAAGGUGGCCAAGGCGGUGAAGCAGCCCGUGAGCAAGAAGGUCAAGAAGAUCCGCACCAAGGUCCGCUUCUACCGGCCCAAGACCCUCGUCAAGGCGCGCAACCCCAAGUACCCCCGGAAGUCGACGGAGGGCCGCGGCGACAAGCUGGACAAGUACCGCAUCAUCCAGUGCCCGGUGACUACAGAGUCUGCCAUGAAGAAGAUUGAGGAGAUCAACACACUUGUUUUCUUGGUCGACAUCAAGGCGACGAAGCCGAAGAUCAAGGAGGCUGUCAAGCAGCUCUACGAUGUGAAGUGCGCAAAGGUGAACACGCUUAUUCGCCCAGAUGGGAAGAAGAAGGCCUACGUGCGCCUCACGCAGGACUACGACGCGCUGGAUGUGGCCAACCGCAUCGGCAUCAUCUAAGCGAGGACCUGAGAUGAAGAUCGGUGAUUGCAGCCAGAAAUGGAAGA